GGGCGGCGGGCACAGGAGGCGCGGGGCUCCGGUGCGCGUGCGCGCCCCGCCUCCCUCCCCCGACACCCCCGGCCGCUGCUGGAGCCAGGCCGCCGCGGGCUGGGCGGGGAGCCGCUCGCCGCCGGAGCGUCAGGAGGUGCAUCCCAUCUGGGGCCAACCCUGGGGAGGCUCGCAGCCCCAGGCCGUUUUCUAGGGAAAUGGCCCCGGGGGCUCCCGUGCUGCUGCUGCCGCCGCUGCUGCUGGGGCUGCUGCUGCUGCCACUGCCCGGGCUCCCGCCCCGCGCCGCGGGCUGCCCCGCCGCCUGCCGCUGCUACAGCGCCACGGUUGAGUGCGGCGCCCUGCGCCUGCGCGUCGUCCCGCUGGGGAUCCCCCCAGGGACGCAGACGCUGUUCCUGCAGGACAACAACAUCGCGCGCCUAGAGCCCAGCGCCUUGGCGCCACUCGCCGCCCUGCGCCAUCUCUACCUGCACAACAACAGCCUGCGUGCUCUGGAGUCCGGCGCCUUCCGUGCGCAGCCGCGCCUGCUGGAGCUGGCGCUCACAGGAAACAGGCUCCGUGGCUUGCGAGGAGGUGCUUUUGCGGGCCUAGCUCAGCUGCGUGUACUCUACCUGGCCGGCAACCAACUGGCACAGCUGCUGGAUUUCACCUUCUUGCACCUGCCGCGACUGCAGGAGCUGCACCUGCAAGAAAACAGCAUUGAGCUGCUGGAGGACCAGGCCCUGGCCGGGCUGUCCUCCCUGGCCCUGCUGGACCUCAGCAGGAAUCAACUGGGUACCAUCAGCCGCGAAGCCCUACAGCCUUUGGCCAGCCUGCAAGUCCUGCGCCUCACAGAGAACCCAUGGCGCUGCGAUUGCGCCCUCCACUGGCUGGGUGCUUGGAUCAAGGAGGGGGGCCAGCGACUGUUCAGCACCAGGGACAGGAAGAUCACGUGUGCGGAGCCUCCACGUCUGGCACUGCAGAGUCUGCUGGAAGUCUCAGGCAGUAGCCUCAUCUGCAUUCCGCCUUCUGUGCACGUGGAGCCGCUAGAGCUCACAGCCAACCUGGGAGAGGACCUGCGGGUGGCCUGCCAAGCCUCCGGGUACCCGCAGCCCCUGGUGACCUGGAGGAAGGUGCCGCAACCUCGCGAGGGCCGGCCGCAGGCCCAGGCGCAGCUGGAAGGCAGAGCGCCAGCUCUGGGCGGCCAGGCCGCCCCCGACACCGGCAGCGGCAUGCUCUUCCUCACUAACAUCACCCUGGCACACGCGGGCAAGUACGAGUGCGAAGCCGCCAACGCGGGGGGCGCCGCACGCGUGCCCUUCCGCCUCAUGGUCAACGCGUCCCGGCAGCCACCGCCCGGCCCGCCGCCCCGCCCCGCCGGCCGCGCCCCGCGGGAUGAGGCGGGCAGUAUGGCGUUCCGCGCGCUGGGCCUGGCCACGCAGACAGCCAUCGCAGCGGCCAUCGCGCUACUGGCGCUGACGGCGCUGCUGCUGGCCGCCAUGAUCUGCCGCCGCCGCAGGCGGAGGAAAAAGGCGGGCGCGCCGCCGGGGGAAGGCGCGCUGUUCGUCAACGACUACUCGGAUGGGCCCUGCACCUUCGCGCAGCUGGAGGAGCUCCGCGACGAGCGGGGCCACGAGAUGUUCGUCAUCGACCGUUCCAAGCCCCUCUUCGCCGAGGGGCCGGCGGAGGCUCCCGCGGCCCGCGGCGGGUCAGAAGGGCCGCCGCCCGCUCUGCGCCUCCCGUCGCGCGUUGCCUACGAGAUUCACUGCUAAGCCCGCGGCGCGCGCCGAUGACGCGGUCGCCGUUCAUUGGCCCGCGUGGCUCCACUCGUGAGGCGUCGACGGCAGACGUCCCAGAGCCGCAAGAAACCGUGAUCUGGAAGGUCCACAACGUCCCUGAGCUGGUCCUGGCCCUUAGCUCUUGGGGGCGGGGGGCCCUAUGCUGGUGGAGGGCCAGAAGGCCGAAUGACAGUUGAUGCCCAGUAGCCAUGCUGGGGGAACAAUAGAGGUGGGGACAAAUCACACUGGCCAAUUGGGACAGAAUAAACAGCCAGAUUCAAACUCCAGACACACUGCACGUUUGU
Molecule: messenger RNA, 2059 nt
Organism: Sciurus carolinensis (gray squirrel)
Lineage: Eukaryota; Metazoa; Chordata; Mammalia; Rodentia; Sciuridae
Gene: Lrrc24
Product: leucine rich repeat containing 24
Exons: 5
Coding region: 198-1748 (516 amino acids)
Molecular function (GO): protein binding
Source: RefSeq, a predicted model, not a curated record